ACCAACACGUUCAAUGCAUUUUUUUUUGUAUGUGCUGUUUGAAAAGUAAACAAAGACGAAAACACAGCAGAGUUGAAAAGGAAAGAAAGUCUGUGAUCCACCAUAAAAACACGGGAAAUACCUUGAAAUAACGCGCGUUUUUCUACUGACUCCAGCUGUUCCAGUGAAUGGAGCUGAUUUAAGUUAGACUGAGUCAUGGUUGAAGAACCAGCAGCAGAAAUGCAGCUACUCAGGAGCCUGAAGGCCAAGCUCAUAGACAUUCUGAGCAGUGACGCCGACUUUGUGCUGCAGCAUGCACACUCCCGCAGCCUGCUGUCUGAACCCGGCUACCAGCGGGUGAAAGCGUGCCGUGUUCCGGGUGAGAAGGUGACGGACCUGCUGGAUCACAUCCUCCAGAGAGGGCCUGAAGCAGCACGGGGACUCCUGGAGCUACUGAAGGACCAGGACCUGCAAGAAACCUUCCCACUCCUCUGUUUUGUUAAGGAUCUGCGAGUCACUACAGUGCCAUCAGAAGCAACAAGUAAGAAAAAGCAAGCACCUGAAACAGAGGAGAUCAUUCCUGUCAAAAGGAUCUGCAGAAACCGCUCUCGCUUGGUGACAGAGAAGCAGCUGAUGACCGUGGCCCGUGCCAUCGGCAGAUCUUGGCGUGAGAUCGGCAGACUGGCUCUGGACAUCCCCUCUGUGAAGCUGGAGCAGAUUGAGGAGGACAAAUCCCAGCACGUGGAGCGAGUGUUCGCCAUGCUGGGGCACUGGCGCACCUGCCAGCGGGAAGAAGCCACCGCGGCUCACCUGCACUCCCUGCUCAGUCAGGAUGACUGGGCCCUGCCACCGGAGAGAAUCGACUUUCUGCUGGAGACUGUCUGAGGCCUUCACUGUCUGUGUGCAACCUGCUGAGACUGAAACACUUUCAAAGUGGAAGGUUUUUACUGGAAAAUCAGUUUUCGACCUCAAAUAGACAGUUGGUUCCAUAUUAGUUACCAUCCAACACCUUUUUUAUUCUGUGUUUUUCCCAAGCUUUAAAUGGAUCAUUUACUUUUAAUGACAUUUCAGUUUGAUAUGAAAUGUUUCUUUUGUUUCCUAAAAUGUAUUUUUAAAAGAUGUGUUUUUAUUUUUGUGCCUGCAGCAGGGAUUUUCAUUCUCUUUUCAGUCAAUGAAAUACAGAAAAAAACACUGAGCAUGACUCAAUUCAUUCUAUUUUGUACACGCUAUCUCAACUCAUUACAUUUACAUUUUUGAAUUUUUCAUUUAGCUGACGCUUUUACCCAAAGCGACUUACGAUAAGUGCAUCCAACCAUGAGGAUACAAACCCAGAACAACAAGAAUCAAGAAAGUUCAAUUUCUUCCAAAAAAAGCUAAACUACAAAGUGCUAUAAGAACUCAUCAUUUAAUACAGAUUCUACCUGGAUCUGAACUUUUCUUUUGAAUAUCAUUUAAUAUGUUUCUAUUUUUAUGGACAUUUCUUCUUUUAUGUAAAGCACUUUGAGCUGUAUUUCUUGUAUAAAAGGUGUAAAUACAGUUUUGUAUUAUUAGUAUAUAUCUAAUGAAACCAUUGUCUUAGUAAAGUAGCACAUUCUGA
Messenger RNA from Pleuronectes platessa (European plaice), 1576 nucleotides. RefSeq lists its product as uncharacterized. The transcript is spliced from 4 exons. Gene Ontology annotation, biological process: regulation of apoptotic process; signal transduction. The record is from RefSeq and is a predicted model, not a curated record. The coding region runs from base 196 to 864 and encodes 222 amino acids. NCBI's taxonomy places the organism in Eukaryota, Metazoa, Chordata, Actinopteri, Pleuronectiformes, Pleuronectidae. Gene Ontology annotation, molecular function: protein binding.